AUGAAUAACGAAAGCGAAAUCCACGAUGUAAUUAUCAUCGGCGCCGGUCCCUGCGGUCUAGGCGUUGCUGCCCGUAUCCACGAAGAUACACCCUCGGCCGUAUUCACCGACGAAGAACACCAGCGAUACCACUGGAUCAAAAAACAUGCUGGCAAAAUGAAUCUCGUCCAAGCAGGCCGAACGAAGAAGAACGGUGUUCGCGCGGAAAAGUGGAAUCGCGGGCUGAAAUGUUGUGAUGAGGUGCCGGAUAGACAGCGCAGAGCAUCAUCGGACUCGGUUUCUUCUGUUCCAUCGCUUGCGUCUACGACUUCCUCUACUUCGUCUUCUUCCUCUAUCUCCACACUCGUCCUAGAUGGAUCGGGUGACCAGUGGAUGCAAAGAUGGAAUAAUGCGUUCCGGACUUUGGAGAUCAAGCAGUUGAGGAGUCCGAUGUUCUUUCACGUUGAUCCAGGGGAUCGGGAUGGGAUGCUUGCUUAUGCACAGGAGAUGGGACGAGAAGGAGAUCUUUGGGAGAUCUCUGGGUGUGUUGGGAAGGAUGUUAGCAAGCAUAAGAAGAAAAAGCGGAGACAGGGUGGGAAGAAUCAAACUAUUGGAGUCGAAAUUGACGAGCGAGACCGCAAAGACUAUUAUUCCCCUUCGACAGACCUCUUCGCCGACUAUUGCAAUACUGUUAUCGACCGGUAUGGCCUGAAUAACCCGAACCUGAUAAAGAAAGAGGAGGUUGCGGGCAUGACGUAUGAUUACCUACCCGAGAGAGGAAAUGGACCAGUGUCAGACGAUAAGAUCUUUACUUUGACCACGACAUCUGGCUUGAAAUUUUACAGUCGAGCUGUUGUCCUCGCUAUCGGUGCUGGCGGAGCAGGCGUCUCUAAGAUCUUUCCAUGGAAGCCUUCCAGCCCAGAGGAGGGCUCUAAUGCAUGCUGUCACAGCAUGGACAUAAAGACAUUCCCGAGCGUUAAUGUACGCACGAAAAUUCAGUCUCGACAGCAGACGAAUGUGGUUGUUGUUGGAGGUGGACUCUCAUCAGCACAGCUUGUGGAUAUGGCCGUGCGGAAGGGGGUAACGAAAGUAUGGUUCUUGAUGCGCUCCGAUCUUAAAAUCAAGCAUUUCGAUAUCAGUUUGCCCUGGAUGGGCAAAUACAAGAAUUUCGAGAAAGCGGCCUUUUUCUCCGCAGACACCGACGAAGAACGCCUUGAAAUGAUGAAAACCGCCCGGAAUGGCGGUAGUAUUACACCUCGCUUCACGAGGAUUGUCAAGCAACAUGCCGCCCAUAACCGUGCAUCUAUUCAUACAAACACAGUGAUCGCCUCGCAUGAAUAUGAUCCGGAAACCCAAACAUGGACCUUGACCACGGAUCCACCAAUCCCUAAUCUACCUCCAAUCGAUUACAUCUACUUCGCGACCGGAGCCCGCGCAGACGUGCGCGAAAUGUCUCUAUUAAGUCACAUGAACGAGCAAUACCCCGUCGAGGUCAAAGAGGGUCUCCCAUGUCUAACAGAAGAUCUAAUGUGGCGCGAAGACGUACCGUUAUACAUGACCGGACGAAUGGCCGGACUACGUCUAGGACCCGGAGCACCCAAUCUCGAAGGCGCCAGAAUAGGCGCGGAGCGGAUCGCGUGGAGUCUAGAGGAGGUACUAGGGAAAGACAAGGAGGUGGGAGAACAGUGCGAGGGAUUCUGUGGGCUGGGGAACCGGUAUGCGUCACUACUCGGUGAAUCAGACGAGUAA
This is a messenger RNA of Penicillium longicatenatum, 1728 nucleotides long. Its product is annotated as FAD binding domain protein. Lineage: Eukaryota; Fungi; Ascomycota; Eurotiomycetes; Eurotiales; Aspergillaceae. The record is from RefSeq and is a predicted model, not a curated record. The coding region runs from base 1 to 1728 and encodes 575 amino acids. The transcript has 4 exons.